UGCAUCCUUGCAGCAAUUUGCAGUUUAAUUCUCCUUUCCAUUAAGCUUUCAUCUUUAGCAAGUCGCCUCUUAAAUUAGUGCAUAUAUAUAAUCUGCACUACCAUUUGCAGCAGCUCGCGACAAACUAGCUAAGAGGCUAAUUAGAUAGCUUACACUCCCCUAUAAAUAUGGCUCAGUCGAGUGCUCGCUUGGAAGCAGCAGCAGCCAGCAAGCUAGAGCACUGAGCAGUGAGCGUACAAACGAUCGGUCGGCCGGCGAGAAGAGGAGUAGAAAGAAGAAGGGUUUGCGUGUGUGUGUACAUGGAUUGGAGCAGGGCGGAGAACGCGAGGUUCGAGCAGGCGCUGGCCAUGUACGACCGCGACACGCCGGGGCGGUGGGAGCGCGUGGCGGCGGUGGUCGGCGGGGGGAAGACGGCGGACGACGUGAGGCGCCACUUCGACCUCCUCGUCGACGACUGCGGCAGCAUCGAGUCCGGAAACUACGGCUACCCCGGCACCGGCGCCGGCGCCGGCCGCGGCAGCGGCAACGGCAACGGCAAUGGCAGGGACAAGAACAACGACGGCAACACGAACAGGCGCCAGAGCAGAGCCAACGGGCCGCAGACAUGACGUACGGAGAAAUGAAUGUGUGUCAACAAACAACAAGCACGUAAAGAUAACAAGAGUACGAGAUAUGCAUAUUAUGUGUGCUAUAUAUGUGUAUUUACGUAUACAUAUCUGAAUGUGGUCUACGGCUUUGGAUAUUGGAAGCAUCUACCUUGAUAGCUGUAGCUUAAUUUGUUAUGUAGUGAGAGUCUGAGAGAGAGGGAAGAGCAUGCAUGGCUAGCUGCUGGAGUACUGGCUAAAGCUUCUGCCAUCGAGCAGUAGUCAGCAGUGGUAUGCAACUACGUAUGCAUGCAGUUGUCAGGGAUGUAAAAUGUAUCUGGCUCUACUUUGUAACGUGUGGUUUGUUGGUCUUGAUUAACUAAUUAAUGUAAUGGAAUGCAAGGUUUGGUUUCUGACUA
Messenger RNA from Oryza sativa Japonica Group (Japanese rice), 1003 nucleotides. Its product is annotated as protein RADIALIS-like 3. Gene Ontology annotation, molecular function: DNA-binding transcription factor activity. The record is from RefSeq and is a predicted model, not a curated record. Lineage: Eukaryota; Viridiplantae; Streptophyta; Magnoliopsida; Poales; Poaceae.